AUGGUACAAUUGGAAAUUCUACAGGGGUACGGACAGGAAAGUGAGCGCUCGAGCGAGCAUCGGGUAGUAAUAUCUGGGCUCGGCUGGCGUGCGCAGUGCUCGGAACGAGAGCGCGAGAGGACUGAAGACAUGGCGGCGCCCGAGUGCGAGCGAGAGGCCAGAAAGAGACGCGAGCGCCGCGACUCGGGGUGCGCGCACGAGCGCAAGGAGCGCCGCCCGCACAGCGAGGAGCGCACGCCGCCCCCGCCGCCGCCGCCACCGCUCCACGACCAUAACCGAAUCGAGUCAGAACGUCGUGCUGAGCGGCUGUCCCGCGCCCGUCGCCCACAGUUCGGUGGCAAGCGACGUCGUCCACCUACCAGGGUCUCCAAACAUCCUAAGGAGAACGAAUGCUUCACUACAUCUGAAGAGAUCCGAUGUAGCACACCGCCUCACUUCGAUUAUGUUAUUGUGCAGAAACCACAACUAUGCGAGGAACCGGAGACUCUGGACGCUGGAGCGCUGCAUCGAGUGGCAGGUCGCACAGAGAGUGCCGUUGAGGAGGGCGCAGCUCUAUGCGCGGAGGCCGAGCGAGCCCGCAGCGAUGAGAGGAGCGCAGCCCCACUCAACGUCGCACGACGUGAACCGCCUGUGCCUGACCGACAGCUUGAAAAGAUCACUAAGAAGAUUUCUGUACUCAAGAAAAACAUCACCAAGUAUGAAAAUGAUUUUGAAUCCAAGAAUGGCCAUCCUUUGACUCAGAGUGACAGGAUAACAGAUGUGGCGUUGACGCGUAUGAACGAGACGUUACGCAGACUUCAGGCUGAGAAACGUCUCAUCAAGACUGAUCCCGUGGAGUAUGCCUUGAAGGUACAAGCAGCUAAACAGCAGAAAGAAAGAGACGACAAACUUGAAGAGUCGCUCAAGAGUGAUAAACCUAUGGCUGAUAUCGUAAAAGAUAUCGAAGAGUGGUUAGAGGGCUGUCGCCAGGCGGCAGGCCGGUCGUCGGUGGGCGAGGGGAGCUGGACGGCGGCGCAGUUGGCGGCUGAGAAGCUGUGCGUGCAGCGAGUGCUGCUGCGGCUCGAGGCGGCCCGAGGUCGGCCCCCUGCGCACUCCGCCGAGCGCGGCGCAGCUCGACACCUCUACGAGCGCUACAGAACCGUCAAAAGAGUGCUCGCGUCCUCUAGGCCUGACGCUAUCAUAGGCUGCGUUAACGGUGAAUUGGCAACCAUUCACGAGCAUGAGACCAUGCUGUUCAACUCCAGCGUCGACAGCUCCAGUGACUCACAGGAGAAGCCAUCAGAUUCUUCACAGGAGACAACAGAGACUCCUCUCCAGUCACCACCGAAUCGUGAUGGUGCUGCACCAGGAGAAGAGGUCCCGUCCUCCACAUCAUCAGCUCAGUCUGCUACCAGCGAAGAAGCCACACCUUCGAACGAGGGACUCCAUUGUCUCAGCGUUGAUGAACUAAACAAAGCUCUCACUGAGGCUAAGAUGCAGAAAUCAAUCUUACGCCGCACUAUUAAAGACUACGAGGUGAGCUUCGAACUCCAGAACAGCAGGAAAGCGCAGAGAGACGACAAGAAAGGUCACGAGGAUGAAUACUGCAAGUACAGGUCUGUCAAGGCCAGGAUUAAACUCAUCAACGCACUCAUAAACAAACAGAAAACACAUUCCAACAACAAAACUCCAAACUAA
Molecule: messenger RNA, 1677 nt
Organism: Spodoptera littoralis (African cotton leafworm)
Lineage: Eukaryota; Metazoa; Arthropoda; Insecta; Lepidoptera; Noctuidae
Source: the annotation of a GenBank genome assembly